AAGAUGCAUUUGCGCGCCCUCUUGCUGUCUCUCGCGGGGAGAGAAAAGAAAGUGGGGAAGAAAAGCUCUCUUUGUUGAAGUGGGCGCUCAUUCAUCCAGCAGACCUCACAGCAAAACCGGGAGACAUGGGAGCCCGCAGGCAGCACAGACCUGCGCUUGUUUCAGAGCCGCCCCACUAAGGAUCAGGAUCAGUGCGACAAAAGACUCCCCUCAUAGGUUUUUUUUUUUUGACUAAAAUCUACCUUUUUGCGCAGCAGCUGUGGGAAUAUGUGGAUGCGCGUCCUCGGCAUGAACUCCGCCGCGGCGCCGCGUCCGCGGCUGCAACUCUUCACCAGGGAGCGGAAAAGAGAUGCGCGGAUGCUGGAGGAUCCUCUCCACGAUUAAAGUUGAGCGAGAAACAGACAACAAUAAGUUGGAGUCCCACUCGGAGCCGGGGCUUGAGUUUGGCUCCGUCACCCGCGUCUCGGAGCGGCUGCGUAAACGCGGAGCUUUGGCACCAUUUGGUUUCCCUUUGACUCCCCAGAGCGCGUCGUUUUGGUUCUCACAGCAAAAUCAGUCUGGAGAGAAUGAGGUGUCUCCGGGUGAAGCAUGAGCUGUCGGAGAAUCAGUCAUAAGCGGCUGUCUCUGCUAUGGGAGGGGGUGGCCGUGUCCCUGUGGCUGUGCUGCGGCUGGAGCCCCGGGGGGGCCGCGGCCGGGGCCGCGCCCGGUGCGCCCGGGCCCCUGGGCUGGAUGCUGUCCGAUAAAGGGCCCUUCCAGCAGGCCCCGGAGUUCACCGAGGCUCUGGAGAGGUACCAGCAGGGCUACAGCACCCGGUACAAGAUCUAUAGGGAGUUUGGUCGAUGGAAGGUCAACAGCCUGGCGGUGGAGAAGCGCAACACUCUCGGUGGCAGCGGUGGUUUGGCUCUGCCCCUCGACCCAGACUUCAUGCACACCAUCCGCCAGCUGGGGAGGCGGCCAACCCUCCAGAUGAUUACAGAGAGUCUCAUCAAGAAAUAUGGCACCCACCUCCUCCUUUCUGCCACUCUGGGAGGGGAGGAGUCUCUGACAAUAUUUGUGGACAAACGGAAGCUGAGCCUGCAGUCGUCGCCCGCGGGCGACGAGGGCGUCAACGGGAACUCCAACACUACGGGAGCAGUGACUCUGGAAGUCCUGCACCAACUGGCCGCUUCCUACUUUGCAGACAGGGAGGGCACCUUGCGCCGGCUGCACCACGUCCAGAUUGCAUCCACGGCCAUACGGGUGAGUGAAACCAGAACUGGGCCCCUCGGAUGCAGCAACUACGACAAUCUGGACACGGUCAGUUCUGUACUGGUCCACAGUCCAGAAAACAAGGUUCAGCUACAAGGCCUGCAGGUCAUCCUACCGGGCUACCUACAAAGCUGCUUCAUCCAGGCGGCUCUCGACUACAUCGGCUGUAAAUCUGAGGGCCGGUUCGUUUGCCAGAGCAACGACUGCUGGUGCGAGUGCAGCGCAGACUUCCCAGAAUGCAACUGUCCACACUCUGACCUGGACACGCUGGAAAAGAGUCUCCUGCACACCAGAGAUUCCUUGAAGCUGAUCAGCCAGGAUUUUGAGGAAUCAGAGGAGUUCCAAAGCUUCCUCGGGAAACUGCCAACACAUUACGCUGUAAACAUGUCGGCCGUGGAGCACUUGUGGAGGAUGGAUGCCGUCCUGCUCCAGCGAUACAGACAGCUGGAGGCCAGCAGUAAUCAGCUUUUCGCCAAAGCUCGCCGUACAACCAACAAGCUCUUCAGCCUAAGCAAAAGAUGCAGGAAACAGCCAAAAAUAAUCCUGCCGAGGCCAAGGCCCCUGCAGUCCUGGCUGAGCCUGGCUCUGUCCAUGCUGUACUGCAGCGAGAACAAGCAGGUGGGCUCCUACAGCCACCGGAGCCACAGCUGCUCCUGCCCCUACAGCCAUCCGCCCUGCCAGGGCCUCAUCCCCUGCUCCGUGGGCGACGGCCCCCGCUGCGCCUCCUGCUCCGCCGAGAACCGCACGCGCUGCUCCGGCUGCAACCCGGGCUUCACCCUGACCCAGGGCACCUGCAGGCCCGCCGUGCCCGACCCCACCGACCCCUACCUGGGCAUGGAGAGCGACCGAGACCUGCAGGACCUGGAGCUGCGCUACCUGCUGCAGCGGCGGGACCCGCGCAUCGCUCUGCACGCCGUCUUCGUGAGCAACGACGUGCGGGUCAACACGUGGUUCGACCCCUCCUGGAGGAAGAGGAUGCUGCUCACGCUCAAGAGCAACCGCGUCAAGUCCAACCGCGUUCACAUGCUGCUCGGCCUCGCGCUGCAGUUCUGCCUCACCAGAAACAGCACCCUGGAGCCCACGCUGUCACUGUUUGUCAAUCCUUUCGGGGGCAGCCAUGCGGAAAGCUGGACCAUGCCUAUAGGUCAGCACGGCUACCCUGACUGGCAGCGGACCAAACUGGAUAUCCCACUGGACUGCUACAACUGGACUCUGACUCUGGGAAACAAGUGGAGGAGCUUUUUUGAGACGGUUCACUUCUACCUGCGGAGUCACGUCCGGGACGCUGCGGGCAGGAACGCGUCACAGCAGUACGAGCCCGCCGACGACCCGGAGCCGUCCAGCAACAUCGGCUACAUGAAAGUCAACAGCAUGCAGCUGUUUGGGUACAGCGUGCACUUUGACCCCGAGGCCAUCCAGGACCUGAUCCUGCAGAUAGACUACCCGUACACUCAGGGAUCGCAGGACUCCGCGCUGCUGCAGCUGGUGGAGCUGCGCUACAGGGUUAACCGCCUCUCGCCUCCAGGGGCGCCGCACAUGGAUCUGUUCGCCUGUCUGCUUCGCCACAGGCUCAAACUGUCCAGCGCAGACGUGACCAGGAUACUCACUGCCCUGCAGGCUUUCAGUGCCAGACAACCAAACCACACAGAGUACGAGGCCAAUAAACUGUGCAGCUAAUGGCUGCGGCUCCAUGUUUUGUACUUUUUCUUUCAGACAGGUUGUGUACUUGCUCAGCUGGAUCAUAUUGUUUCAAGUGCGUGAUAUAUUGUAUGAGACUGUGCUGUAUAUAAACAAUGUGCAAUUAAAUUCAAUGUUUGUUUUCUGUUUUGUUUUUUCAAAUUUUCAUUGUAGUUUUAUGAAUAAA
Molecule: messenger RNA, 3112 nt
Organism: Cololabis saira (Pacific saury)
Lineage: Eukaryota; Metazoa; Chordata; Actinopteri; Beloniformes; Belonidae
Product: BMP/retinoic acid-inducible neural-specific protein 3-like
Exons: 8
Coding region: 589-2925 (778 amino acids)
Biological process (GO): negative regulation of mitotic cell cycle; positive regulation of neuron differentiation
Source: RefSeq, a predicted model, not a curated record